Nicotiana attenuata is the source of this 759-nucleotide messenger RNA. RefSeq lists its product as uncharacterized. Gene Ontology annotation, biological process: embryo development ending in seed dormancy. The transcript has 2 exons. The record is from RefSeq and is a predicted model, not a curated record. The coding region runs from base 66 to 461 and encodes 131 amino acids. Lineage: Eukaryota; Viridiplantae; Streptophyta; Magnoliopsida; Solanales; Solanaceae.
AAAUCAAUAUCUCUCUUCAAAUAUUAUCUGUCUGAGUUCUUUGUGAAGUAGUUUGGAAGCAAAAAAUGCAGGCUAUCAAGGAAAAGUUCAAUGAUAUGAGCGCCAUGCGCAAGGCCAAAGCAGAAGCCAAGGAGGAGGAAAAAGCUCAGAAGGAAGUGGCAAAGACAAGAGUGGAAAUAGCACAUGAGGUAAGAUUGGCAAGAGAGGCAGAAGCAGCAAUGGAUCUGCAUGUCAACAAAGCUGCAGAGAAGAUUGCACAACAUGAGCCAAAGCAUGAACCAGGAGCUUCAGACCCUUAUGCAGCUGCCAACUUGACCAACAUUGACAAUUCCAGUACUGGAGACUCUUAUGGUGUUGAUCAUGCCAACCAUCCAGGCCAAGUCAAUGCUGCUGGAACAGGACCAACUGGCUACAUGGCGGAUAAUCGGUCCGGAGGGCCUCCAACUAACAAUGUGCUUUAGACAAUUUCUAUACUAGUUUGAUGCCUCAAGAUUGGUUGCUAUUAGCGGUUCAAAUUGGUAGCAAAAUCGAGUCUUCAUAGGGCAAUUGUCUAUGUUAUAGAAGAAUAAGUGGAGCAACUUUUGAUGUUCUCCAAUGUUGCUCUUGUAGGGUUGGUUUGAUAUUUCCUUUUGCAACUCUUGUUAGAGCUGCCCUUUUAUCCUUGUCAAUUCUUGGUAGUUAGAUUUUUAUUCUUGGGUUGCUUUUGUAUGUCAAGUUCUUACCUAUGUACUACAUUUUCAAAUGAUCAUAUAUGGGUAA